This is a messenger RNA of Osmerus eperlanus (European smelt), 1129 nucleotides long. It is a transcript of the gene emp3b, whose product is annotated as epithelial membrane protein 3b (MAM blood group). Lineage: Eukaryota; Metazoa; Chordata; Actinopteri; Osmeriformes; Osmeridae. The transcript is spliced from 5 exons. Bases 199 to 696 code for a protein of 165 amino acids. Gene Ontology annotation, cellular component: plasma membrane. The record is from RefSeq and is a predicted model, not a curated record.
UUUUAAAAAACGUUGCAUUCCACCUCCUGGAAAUGUUGGAUGGAGUGAUUGAAAAAAAAUGAAAGGGGGAGUGUCCAGAAAGGAAAGGAGAGGACCACCAAAAGGGGCAAGAUUUUUACUACAGAUCUGAACAGUUGAUGGUGAAGUUGUUUCAUAUAUAAGCAGAGGAACAAAGUAAGCCAAGCACUUUCUGUAAAGAUGGCAUACCUGUUGAUGUUCGUGACCCUGCUACACCUGGUAACCCUGGCCAUGCUCUUCAUUGCCACCAUGGAGAAGUCCUGGUGGGUUUGGAACGGGAUGGAGAGUUCCGAUCUCUGGUACAACUGUCGGUAUGACAACGACUCUGGUACCUGGUUGUGUGCAUCCGCUGAAGAGACAGAGUGGCUCCAGUCAGUCCAGGUGCUAAUGGUGCUGUCUGUAGUGUUCUCCUCCGUGUCUUUCCUGGUGUUUCUCGGCCAGCUCUUCACCAUGUCUAAAGGAGGCCUCUUCUACUUCACUGGGCUGUGUCAGGUUGUCGCAGGUCUCACAGCAUUCACGGCAGCUCUGAUCUACACUCUGCACAACAAGGAGAUUCUCCUGGACUCAUGGGAGAACAAGUCAGGUCACUUCGGCUACUGCUUCAUCCUGGCCUGGGUCUGUGUGCCCCUGCUGCUCUGUAGCGGGGUCAUGUACAUCCACCUACGCAAGAAGGAGUGACAGAGAAAAGAGGAAUCGCAUGAGGUGUUGAGCUGUGGUGGUUGUUUUAACUGUCCACAUCCACCAAAUGAGGGGUGAAUCAGGGUCAGGAUCUGUUUUUGAAUGGAAUAGAUGCAGCUAAAAAUCCAAAGAUAUAUAUUUUUCAAUAUUAAAACGUUUUUUUUACUGUAAAGAUUUUAGAUGCAAGUAUAUAAUCUCCGGCUUUAGGAAAACAGGGUUGGGCUACUGGUGGAAUAUUAGUCUUUCUGGCUAUUUUCCUUUUUUGUGUGUCUGAAAACACCUAGAUGUACCGGUAUUUAUUGUAAAUAAAGUGACUUAAUCAAUCACAAUAGUUAUGCUGUCAUCUAUUUUUCUACCAAAAUAUGAUCUCAUGUUAUGAUACAACAUAAUCUGUAUUAUUUUGCUGACUCUUUUUAAAUAAAAGGUUGUAGUA